UUAUGUGAGCACCUAUCACUUGGCUCUCAUUAGGCGAAUGGCAAUACUGAACUGAUAUAAGGUCCAACUUCUGAGAGUAUCGCCGGUUUUGAACGGAAAGGUUCAUCCAAGUGAGGAGCAACAACAAACACUGUUGAUUAUAUUCUGCCUGUUGUUUCAUUUAGCAUGUCUACUUAGAGAGUGUGUUACGUAAUGCCAGCGGUGUUCUGUACUCAGGUGUCUAGUAAUGAGAACCGUCGUGGAGAAGACUUAUACUAGUAGUCACAUCAUGAAGUUUUACAUCGUUGUAAAAGAGCCUUUUACUGAACUUGGGAAAUUUAAUCAUUCUUUCCCCAACCAAGCCACGCACCGUUCUCGUACCACGUGAGCUAACACUAGGACGUGCUACUGGUCCAUGCUACAUGGUUGUGUACGAAGAGGUGAUGUAAUACAAAUAAUCGUUCUCUAAACCCUUUGGUGUCAUCGACAACGUAGUGGCCAAUAUUCUAACAGUUUGGUUCCUGUGAUAAGGUGAAUACGAUUAUGACGUCAUCCCUAAACAUUUGUGAGAAAUUCUGCUUGUGCUAUCUAGGUGUUCAAGUUUGAUGAAGGCUCAAUGUGGUUUCAACGGUGUUUUCUUCUCCAAGUGCUGGGUGCAUCUGUGCUUCUGUCAUAUUUCCAGGAGUCAAACGCCAAAGAUGUUCUAGGGUUUCGAGCUACUCAGAUGAAUAAAACUGACCAAGCGAUCGCGUGUUUCAACUUCACUGUUGGAAAUCCAGAGAGAAUGGAGUUUUAUUCACCUCGUUUCCCUAAGAGAUAUCCUAAUAACACUGAAUGCAUCAAGCACAUAGAAGCUCCUUAUGGAUAUUACAUAGAACUAGACUUUCGAGACAGCUUCCAUCUAGAAGAGGCCAGCAACUGUGACUACGACUAUUUAAUAAUCCGAGACGGUCCCUAUGGAUAUUCCGAUCAGCUUGGACGCUACUGCGGCGCCACCUUUCCACCACUCACUCGCUCUUCUGAUAGUCAUCUUUGGUUGAAGUUCUCAUCUGAUGAUAGUAUAGAAUACAGUGGUUUUAGAGCUGUAUACCAGUUUAUCUCGAUAGAAAAUUUUCACCGACCUCCUGUGGAAGAGUGCAUUUUCUACAAGAAUGGAUCAGAUGGGUUCAUCAGCAAUCAAGACAUAACUCCGAAAAUGUUCAACUAUUCUCUAAAUUGGAAUGUUUCUUUAGACUGUACGUGGAUUAUUGAAGUAUAUCCAAAAUGGAAGAUGUAUCUGACCUUCCAGAAAUAUCAGCUCGCUCAUCCCAACAACUGUGACCUUAACUACAUCGAUAUUUAUGGCGAUAGCCUCAGCGUAGAUGACAGGCUUGACAGAUUUUGUGGAACAGCGACAGAACCUCAGCGGUCGGAAAAGAAUAUUCUGCACGUCCGAUACUUUGCCCAGUCACAAGCUUUGGAUGGCAUUUUCAGAAUCCUGUAUACUGGCUUCAGAGAAUCAGAGAAAUGUGACGAAACCAAAGAGUUCGACUGUGGAGACGGCACGUGUGUGGCCAAAGCUCUUAAGUGUAAUGGACAUUUCAAUUGUAAAUACCGCUACGACGAGGAGGACACCAUAUGCUCAGUUGGGUCUACAGCAAGUGUGGUUCUGUCUUCGGAACAUAUGAUUAUCAUCUUAGUGGUUUUCUUCGCUCUGGUGUUCGGUAUGUGUCUGUCCAUCUCCAUAUCCUGUUACAACAAGAUAAAAGAAAGAAAGGAACAGGAACGAGAGUAUCGGCUACGCCGCUCCAAGGAGGCAUCAAUGGAGGCAGACAUGGACCGCAAAGUUGCCAGUGUGGAAAAGAACUUAGGGACAUUUAGAAAAACCCCGAAUACCAAGAUAGCAAUGGGAUCUCGAAAUAGUGACAAUACAGAAACCCAAGAAGAAGAUGAAGAUGGGUGUUAUGUACCAGAAAUAGAUCUGACUGUAUUUGAUAAGUUUCCAAACGGUGGUUCUUCAGUGACAAGAGUAAAUGACAACUGUCCACUAUCUCCGCCCACUAGACAAGAAGCAAUUACAAUUCUAUCAGAUGGCAGCCAACACCAUCCUUACUGUAGUUAUCACAGAUUCAGUGAAAGUCCUCCUCUUCCUCCCCCACCUCCUCCCCCUCUGCCUCCUCACCUUCGCAGGAGAGAAGAAGCCCUCUGUUCAGACAGCCUUGUCCUUUUUGACAAUCAGUGUCCUAAACAUAACAGACCAGCCUUACUUCGAGUUCAGCAAGACGAGGAUCUUGAAGAAGAAAUAGAGCUCACAGAAGCAAUGGUUGAGUUAUAUCCAAACAGUCCAGGGGGUUGUCGUCAGAAAUAUGAUCACCAAACAUGAAAUGUUAAACGAUUUAGAUAUUGUUAACCAUCCCUGGCUGAACUUUAUGGUUACAGUGCAAGGUUGUUUAACUCCCGUGACGCAAUGAAAGCGGAUAAUAUACAUGUUAGUAAGUAGGUCUUCUCCAUUUGAUUUGGAACUUCUGUUUAAUUUGCACUACAGUACAUCACCAAAUUACAGCUCUGUUAACGCAGUUUUUGUCAUCUUAAUGACAUGGGCAUCAAGUACGUGACAUAGUAAUCUUUCGACUUCUAGAUGUUUGUGACAGUUAGUGCAUAGAGAAAAGAUUCACGCUAAUUAUAGUUUCAUUUUGUAAGCAAUCCAUAUGUGUUGCUCAAAGAACAUGCCAAAUGUUCGUGUUUUUCCAUGAAAGAAACGUCUUCUUGUGCCGACGUGAAACAAAAGAAAUAGAAAUUUGUUGUUGCUCAACAUCCUCCAUGCCAUUACUGAUGGAGGCAAUCAUUGCCUGAACAGAUACUGCUCUUGUUCGUAAUUUAUCAACUGUUUACUAAAUGAACUAAAACUUGUGGAUAUGGUUCUUUUGAGCUACAAAAGAAGAGGUGUUAACCCCCUUGUUAGGUACCGUUGGUUUGUAACUUUACUCCGCUUUUAUGCUUAUCGAAAAAAAAAGUUACGAGUGUAUCUAAAAUCCUAAAUUUUCCCAUUUCCUUUGUUGGUGCUAUGUAGUCAUUUAAUGUGAGCAGUAACCUAAAUAAGUUGAACAUGUGCCUUUAAAACGUGACAUUCUUUUUCCAUCUUAUGUUAAAAACCCUUGUUAUGUAUUGUAUACAAUGUCACUUUGACAAUAUUAAAAAUAUGUGACUUAGGUUUAGAAUGAACUUUUCAUCGAAACUCAGAAGUUCUUAUUAAUAAUUCUGAACCUGUGGAGUACUGUAUUGUACGAACAAGGAAAGUAAAGAAGUUCUGGUUUCGA
This is a messenger RNA of Limulus polyphemus (Atlantic horseshoe crab), 3275 nucleotides long. RefSeq names its product neuropilin and tolloid-like protein 1. The transcript is spliced from 10 exons. The record is from RefSeq and is a predicted model, not a curated record. NCBI's taxonomy places the organism in Eukaryota, Metazoa, Arthropoda, Merostomata, Xiphosura, Limulidae. Gene Ontology annotation, molecular function: protein binding. The coding region runs from base 596 to 2341 and encodes 581 amino acids.